Molecule: messenger RNA, 993 nt
Organism: Durotheca rogersii
Lineage: Eukaryota; Fungi; Ascomycota; Sordariomycetes; Xylariales; Xylariaceae
Product: alpha/beta-hydrolase
Exons: 3
Coding region: 1-993 (330 amino acids)
Molecular function (GO): triacylglycerol lipase activity
Source: RefSeq, a predicted model, not a curated record
AUGGCCACCGGCUUGCGCCGACACGUCGCCGGCCGUGGCCAGAAGCUGCGUGCGAUUCGCGCCCUGUCGCAGCCAGGAUGCUGCGCACACACCCAUUCGGCUGCGUGGACGAGAAGCUAUUCCGCCCAGGGCGACGACCCUAGACUGCGAGAGAUACACGACGAAUAUGCCACCAUCAGAGAAUGCUACGCUACCCCGCGGGAUCCGGUCGUGCUCGCGCACGGCCUGAUGGGCUUCGCCGAGGUCCGGGUCGCCGGGGGAUUCCUCCCGACGAUCCAGUACUGGCGGGGAAUCGCGGACGCGCUGAAGGCGAACGGCGUCAAGGUCAUUACGGUCACGGUGCCACCGUGCGGUAGCAUCGAGCAGCGAGCUGAAGAGCUCGCGCGCGGCAUCGCUGCCGCCGCGCCAGGCCAGCGCGUCAACGUCGUUGCCCACAGCAUGGGCGGGCUUGACGCCCGGUAUAUGAUAUCGCGGCUGCGUCCGCCCGACGUCAACGUCGGUUCGCUCGUCACCAUCGCGUCGCCGCACCGCGGGAGCGCCUUCGCCGACUACGUCUUCGACGAGAUCGGGGUUGAGCGGCUGCCCGGCAUCUACCGCUUCGUCGAGCGGCUCGGCAUGGACACGGGCGCCUUCGAGCAACUGACCCGCGCGUACAUGACCCAAGAGUUCAACCCCCGGACGCCCGACCACCCGGACGUCCACUACUUCUCGUACGGCGCCAUGAUGGACCGGCCGUCGCUGUUCUCUCCGUUCCGCCGCUCGCACAGGAUCAUCGGCGAGGCCGAGGGCCCCAACGACGGCCUCGUCAGCGUCGAGAGCUCGAUAUGGGGCACUUAUAUGGGAACCCUAUUUGGCGUCAGCCACUUAGACCUCAUCAACUGGACAAACCGCCUCGGGUGGAUAUUGCGCAAGUGGAUGGGACAGGGGCCAACCUUCAACGCCAUCGCAUUCUACCUCGAUAUCACCGACAGGCUUGCCCAAAAGGGCUUCUAG